This is a messenger RNA of Stylophora pistillata, 1754 nucleotides long. RefSeq names its product QRFP-like peptide receptor. The record is from RefSeq and is a predicted model, not a curated record. NCBI's taxonomy places the organism in Eukaryota, Metazoa, Cnidaria, Anthozoa, Scleractinia, Pocilloporidae. Gene Ontology annotation, molecular function: G protein-coupled receptor activity. Gene Ontology annotation, cellular component: plasma membrane. Gene Ontology annotation, biological process: G protein-coupled receptor signaling pathway.
CAGACCGCAAGAGAAAAUCAGUCUAAUUGGCGGAGAACGAGACGCACGGCUUGGUCGAAUUUUUGUCAAGACUCUAAACAGGACUUAGCAUGGAAACCGUACCUAAACGGCGGAUAAAAGAUUGAAAAGAGAAACCUUAGUCAGAACACUGAUAGGCUGCCGAGGAUUUUACCGACCAUUUGUCGCCCAAUCGGGCUAUGCAGUAAAUAUACUGAAACACUGACGAUGAGUAAUAACAUUACGUUAUUUGGAUCAGAAUGCAGUUCUGCGUCCACGUACCUAAAAUGGACUUUGCGGUUGGUUUACUCAAUCAUAUUUAUCCUUGGUUCGUUCGGAAAUGCAGUUGUCUGCGUAGCGAUUCUUAAACGAAAAGGGACUCAAACCAGCUGUAACAUAUUUACAUUCAAUCUUGCGUUCCACGAUCUGAUUCUCGUCCUCGUUUACGUUCCAACGCAAAUGAUUAUAUUUGAAAACUGUUAUCAAUGGGUUCUUGGAAGUUUUAUGUGCUAUCUGGCUUACAUAAUACUCCCCUUGUCACUGUCUGUGUCCAUCGGAACUUUACUGGCCAUCACCGCUGACCGAUAUCGUGCGAUCGUAUUUCCAGUAAAGUCUAAGCUAUCCAGGAGGCGGGUAAUGUGGAUAAUAGCUGUCAUUUGGGUUGCAUCGGCCGUGACCGCCUUUCCCCUUCUGUUUGUCACCAAAUUCUAUUCGCCUCAGCCUGGGAGAAAGCAUUGCGAAGAGGUUUGGACAUCGCCAAUAUUACAAGAAAUCUACUGGAUAUUAAUGUUUUGCAUUCAGUAUCUGUUGCCCUUGAGUAUCAUUGCGGUCUUAGUGGGCAUAACGGCUUAUUCUUUGAGGAAAAAUGCACUUCCGGUUACUAUGGAGACGUGUGCUCGAAGCGAGGUCUUUAGGAAAGCUAUUCAACGAAGAGCCAAACAAAUGCAGCGGAUAAGAAACAUGCUCAUCGCCCUCGUCUUGCUCUACGCCAUUUGCAUGCUACCUCAGCACGUGGUGUUCACGUUCUGGUUGAGAUACGGGAAUUUGACAAAUACGAGUUACAGAGAGAUGGCAUACACCAUAGCUAACAUCUUCCCAAUAGCAAACAGUGCGCUCAACGCGAUUGCAUACGGAACAUUGAACAAGGAGUUCAAGGACGUUUUCAACUUUUUGUUCAAAUGCACUUGCUUCAAGAGUAGUGGAGACAUUUUAAGGAAACCUACGACUUAUGAGACAGAAAUUAAUGUGAAAAAGAAUGAACGCGGUUCAUUUCUUGAUCACGAAUGGAAAAAUGGACGAGAAACCAUGGUUUCUCCUCUUCCAAAAUUGAAAAUUAAAAAUAACGACACCACGCGGGACUCGUGCUACCGCGGAGAAAAUCAUGCGGCCGAUCAAGGACGUGUAGGUCUUUUAGCCUUUGGGGGCGUGGGCUGCAACAGAAGAGAGAGCCUCCAAUAUAUUUCGUCGGAAGAUAGAGAAGAGCUUCCGGAAAAGGAGACAGUCGUGUAAUACAUACAACUACAGCUUUUAUGAUGGAUAUAACUUGACAGAUUAGAUGGCCUCCAACGACUUGCUCAAACAUGGUAGCUUUGAUUGAGCAAUAAUCCUGCGCUAGUACUUGCGAUUUGGCUUUCGCAACUACUUCUCUUAACAAUAUUUAGAAGCAACCUUUCUUAUGGUAUUAACUAAUAAUUAACAACUAUUCACCUCAGUGUCGGUGGUUAGUGGUGGAUAUUUACCGAGCCGCGAAGCGGCGA